AGGAAUGGGUGGCGAUAAGAGAGAGGGAAAGGUCACAGGAGAUCCGCGGAGGCUGUGACGGACGAGCCGCCGGACCAGAAUACCAUCUAACUCUUCGUCCACUCGCGCUGAUCAUAAUAAAGGCGAGUUAAUAGGGACGAGGUGGAAACAAAGAAAGGGUGAAAGGCUGAGAACGAGAGAGAGAGAGAGCGAGAGAAGGAAAUCUUCCACCUUUUUCCCGUAUUAUUCUCGAUCGCCUUCCCUCUCGCUUCAUUUGAAACUGCCCUUCUAUUCUUGAUCCACUGUUCCUCUCCAUAUAUUUCCUGCUCGUGUUUGUAUAGAUUCACGCCAUCCUAUAUUUCAGGGUGAGAUGCAUGGUUUGGUCCACUGAUCGAUCCGUAUUCGGUAGGGGAAGGGGAAUGGCGUUAACAGCAGAGGCGACGGCGGCGGCAAAAGCGGGGUAUGUGACGAGAAGAGGGGAGAAGGGCGGCGGGGCGGCGCCGUUGUUCCGAGCGGACUACAUGUUUUGGUGGGAGCAGCAGGGGGAGUUCAUGGAGCGCCGGCAGCUCUUCCUUCGGAGCUACCACUUCUCCCGUAGGCAGGGCCCUCGUGAGCGGGUGCGCCGCACCCUGCUCCGCGUCCGCCGCCUCGUCUGGGCCCGCCUCCGCGCCGCCCGCCGUCUGCCUCGCCUCCUCUGGGCCAAGCUCCGCGCCGUCUUGUCCGGCGGCGGAGUCGGCCGCAGGAGGCGGCGCUCCCACCGCCUCGGCUCCGUCCAGUUCCAGCGGCUGCGACACCGACGCAGCGCCAGCAACAGCAGUAGCGGCUCCUCCGCCGAGUGGUCCAGCUGGUGACCGCAUGGAUCACACACGGAGGAAGCAGUAACGUCAGCAAUCAGGAAGCGGAAGCAGAGGCUGCCGCUGCUUCGUUGUCAUCUACUGUUCUUUGACUUCACCUACUACGUAUGCUUUACCUGCUUUCCAUAUCGUCUCAUGUGAACAAACAUUACAGUCAUGUCCUUCUCUGCACCGGAGUGCGAAAUAUUGCCGGGCUGCUAACGUCGUUGGUACCGAGGAGCUUCCACCACCAGCUUCUUCUUCCUAUCGCAUCAAAAGUCGCGCCAACCCAACAAAUGGAAGCAUCUUGAAUCGUUUCAAAGGAUGUAAAUCUAAUCCAACGAUUUCCUCUUGGUCUUCGGUCA
Musa acuminata subsp. malaccensis (wild Malaysian banana) is the source of this 1177-nucleotide messenger RNA. RefSeq lists its product as uncharacterized. The record is from RefSeq and is a predicted model, not a curated record. Lineage: Eukaryota; Viridiplantae; Streptophyta; Magnoliopsida; Zingiberales; Musaceae.